Tetrahymena thermophila SB210 is the source of this 2004-nucleotide messenger RNA. RefSeq names its product protein phosphatase 2c. Gene Ontology annotation, molecular function: protein serine/threonine phosphatase activity. The transcript has 6 exons. Gene Ontology annotation, biological process: protein dephosphorylation. NCBI's taxonomy places the organism in Eukaryota, Ciliophora, Oligohymenophorea, Hymenostomatida, Tetrahymenidae. The record is from RefSeq and is a predicted model, not a curated record.
AUGAAUAUAAAGAAAACUUACACUGUAGUUAAUUACUUUGAAAGUAAAAAUACGCAAUAAUAAUAAAUUUCAAAAAGGAGUCUUUUUAACCACACCCUACUUUGUACAUCAGGAAUAUAUAAAAAUAAGUCUAUUAAUUUAUCAACAGAUGGAGAGGUUUUUGGUUCUGGAACUGAUAAAAAUAUAUCUAUGAUUAUUCACCAAGCUAAUCUCGCAGAAAUACACUCUUAUUUUGAAUACGAUGCUUCAUUAGACACUUUUAGUCUUAUUCAUGUAGGAGGGAAUACAUUUUAUUCACCAUUUACUUAACAAUUUAGAUAAUUAUUGUCUACUAUCAAUAAAAAUACUUACAUGAUUGAAGGGCAUUUAUUUAAAAUAGAAUAAGGAAGUUAAAUCAAAGCUAUCGAAGCAUUUAAAAAAAUUCAUAAAGACUCUAUAUUUAUUAAAAAUUACAUGUUUGAGUAAGAUUCUAAGCUAAGUGAUUUAAAAGAUUUUUUGAUAAAAAAGCUAUAAGAAAAAUAUGAUGAUAAAUCUUUUUAUUGUGAGCUUGAUUUACUAAUAAAGUCAAUAGAUAUUGUAAUUAAUUCUAAUUAUAAUUUUGAAUAUAACUUAAAAUUUGAAGAUAAAAUUCUUGGUGAUAUAACAGUUGAUUGGUUAGGAAUUAGCAUAAAUAACAAGUAUUAAAUAAUAUAAAAUAUUGAUAACUUGAUAUUUUAGUAAUAAAUAAUUUAAAAUAAAAUAAACUCAUAGACUAGUAAUGAGCUAAUUAAUAACUCUUCAUAACUUUAAGAGAAUAGCUAAAGUUUAGUAUUUAGCAAUUUAAGUAUUUCAGUGAUUGAUUAGGAUUUAUCAGAUUAAGAAUCUUAAAAUAAUAAUUAAUUUGUUAAAACUGACUUAUAAAACUUUAUUAAAAUUUAAAUUGCAUAAAACAAAAACCAUAAGGUUAUUAAAUUAGAAAAUAUAACAAAUUAAAUGAGGUAAUUAAUUAAAAAGCAGUUAUUACUUUAAGUUAAUUUGGUAGAUGAUGAAAUUGAAUUGAUAUCUUAAAAUAAUUUACUUUACAUGCAGAUAAAUCAAUAAAAUACACCAAUUAGAUUAAAUUCAUAAGAUCAUAUUUAAUUAGGAGAUCUCAAAUUUGUAUAUUAAAGAUUCAAUUUAGGAUAAAUUUCAGAUUAAGGCACAAGAAAGAAUAACGAAGAUGGAAUUUUAAUAAUAGAAAAUUUAUAAAUAAGCAAAGAAUAUAAAAGCUCUUUACUAUGUGUCAUAGAUGGUUAAGGAGGAAAUAAGUGCACUAAAUUUAUAAUAGAUAAUUUGGAAAAAAUUAUAAAAGACUAAUUUAAGUCUUGCUAAAUAGAGUUUAAUGAUGAGUACUUUAAUUAAAAAGUAGUAGAUAACCUCAAAUAAAUUAUUUUUGAAUUAGAUUUAAAAUUUUUAAAUAAAUAUCCAAACGUUUCAAAACUUUGUGGAGCCACGAUAGCUCUUAGCCUUAUUUUAGGAAAUAGAUUGUUUACUGGAUGGUUGGGUGAUUGCUAAUCUUUAAUUUUUUCUGAAAGCAAAAUAAUUAGAUUAACUAAUGAUCACAUUCCUUCAAGAUAGGAUGAAGUAAAUAGAAUAGAAAACUCAGGAGGUUUCAUUUAAGAUGAUAGAUUAUAAGGAACUGUUACUAUAUCUAGAUGCUUAGGAUAAUUUGAGUACAAAAAUAUUGAUGAAUAUCAAUAAAAAAAAUUCUAUCCAACAAAUAAAAUAUGUGAUUUAAAAAGCUUGAUUUCUAGUGAGUUAGAAAUAACUGUGUAUGAUAUUGACAAUUCAAGAGAUAAAUUUCUUUGUAACUUUACUGAUGGUAUAAUAGAUAAAAUGAGUAUUAAUGAAAUAGUAUCAUUCAUUGAAUCUUCUGUUUCAAACUAAAGAAGUCCUUAACAGAUAUGCUAAGAUUUAAUAAAUUAAGCAUCAAAAUUAUCAGAAAAAAGAGAUAAUAUGAGCUUAAUUUUACUUUAAUUUGAUUGA